Molecule: messenger RNA, 2633 nt
Organism: Doryrhamphus excisus (bluestripe pipefish)
Lineage: Eukaryota; Metazoa; Chordata; Actinopteri; Syngnathiformes; Syngnathidae
Product: switch-associated protein 70
Cellular component (GO): nucleus; cytoplasm
Source: RefSeq, a predicted model, not a curated record
AUAUUGUUCAGGUCUCCUAGCCUUCUGUAUCAGACUGCAAUUUUUUUUUUUAAUUGAAGACUAUUUAAAAUGAACUCAGCUGUAACUUUGUUACUUUGCGAGCGACUUCAGCCAUGGCUGCUCGUCUGCAUACAGAGAAGAUCAGGGGGCUACUUAAAAACAUUAAGAGAUUUGUGCAAGAGGAGAAUGUUCUUGGUGUUCAGUAUGGCUACAGGAUGUGUUAAUGAGCACUGAUAGUACAAUUGAUCACAUUAUUGAAGCAUGUACAAUUGGACUUAUCGUGAAGGUCUCAAGCAUUUGGUUGGUGUAUGGAUGAACCAUCUAUAUAACGACAUAUUAAAAAAAAAAAAGUCAAGAGAAUGUAUGACCCAGCGAGUUUUAUUAUACAGACAUGCAUUUGCAAAUGUGGUGAUGCUUUGUUUCGACUACUUCAAAUGAAUAUACACUCCAGGGUUUUUUUUUGGUGUGUGAACGGAGGGUGGCGCUAUAACACAACUAGAAAUAGGCAGUCUGAGACAGGAGGACAGAGUUAGACAUAACACUUUUAUAUACAGACACAACCAGGCACAAAAUGUGGCUCCGUGAAGACAUUUUAAAGUCUAUAUGGCACGUUUUUACAGCCUUGGACGUGGACCAACGUGGUAAAGUGUCCAAGUCUCAGUUGAAGGUGCUGUCCCACAACCUGUGCACCAUCAUGAAGAUCCCUCAUGACCCUGUAGCUCUUGAAGAGCAUUUUAAAGAUGACGAUAAAGGGCCUCUGUCCAAACAGGGAUAUAUGCCCUACCUCAACACGUUUAUUAUUGACAAGGUCCGAGAGGAUUUUGAUGUGUUGGAGUUCAACCGGAUGUGCUGGACACUGUGUCACAAGAAAAAUAUCACCACCAAUAAUCUACUCAUCUCAAACUCUGAUGCUUUUAAAAUAUGGUGCAUCUUCAACUUCCUGUCUGAAGACAAGUACCCACUUGUUAUUGUACCCGAGGAGGUUGAGUACUUCCUGCAAAAGUUAACCGAGGCCAUGGGGAACAAAUGGAGCGAGGAGAAGUUCUCAGAUGCCAAUCUCCAGCUGAACAGGAGAAGCUGCUUGACCGCAUGGGAGAUGAUCCAACUGGUGGGAACAGGGACCUUCAGCAAGGGCAUGGACCGGCAGAGUUUGUCCAUGGGCAUCAACGAGGUCUUCCAGGAGCUCAUACUGGACGUGCUAAAGCAGGGCUACAUGAUGAAGAAGGGCCAUAAGAGGAAGAACUGGACAGAGCGCUGGUUUGUACUGCGACCCACUUCACUGUCCUACUAUGUUUGUGAAGAUCUUGUGGAUAUGAAAGGACAUAUCACUCUGGACCAAAGCUGUUGUGUGGAGUCUCUCCCAGACAAAGAAACAAAGAAAUGUCUCUUCAUCAUCAAGUGUCCUGAUAAAAGCUUGGAGAUCAGCGCAUCCGAUAAAAAAAAGAAACACGAUUGGAUUCAAGCUAUUCAAACUUGCAUCCAGCUGCUGAGGUUGGGGCUGGCGUCCCCUCACCGUGAGGCCAGGCUGAGGCGCAGGGAGCUCCGGCAGAAGCAGAUGGCGAAGGAAGAAGACCUGGUGGAAAGGAUGAAGAUGCUCCAGGCGGCCAACGAAAGCAACCAGAUGCAGCUGGAGGCCAUGUUGAAGAAAAUGAAGACGGUUGCAGCCGAAGUGGCAACAGAAGAAGAGAGGAGGAAGAAGUCUCAGUCAGAUCUCCAGGAUCGCCUCAGGCUGGACCUGGAAAGAGAGAAAAUGGUGCGUCAGCACAUGGAGGAGCAGGUGGCCCAAAAGUCCAGCCAACUGGAGCAGUACCUGCAGCGUGUACGGGAGAUGGAGGACAUGCACCAUCAACUGGAGGAAGCCUUGAAGAACGAGAGGCGGGCCAAACAGGAUGAAGAGGCUAUGCGCAAGCUGCAGGCCAGGCUGCUGGAAGAGGAGACCACCAGGAGGGCACAGCUGGAGCGUCUUCACCUUCAGCAGAAGAGGGCGCUGUGUCAGACGCGGGCCGAGAAGCAGGAGCUGGUGGCAGAGCCGCUGGCCCAGGAGGGAGACCUGCAGGCCGCCAUGCAGCAGCUGGAGAGAGUGGAGAGGCAGCGACACGGAGCUCUGCAGAAAUAUGAGGAAGUGUCAAGAACUCUGGAACGAGCUGCUUACCAGACCAAGAAAUGGAAAGACAAAGUAGCCAAACAUGAAGGACUGUUGCGUCUCAUCCAUCCAGGCGGCAAAGGUCCUGAUAGGGUCACCAACUGGGGACCCGCUUCAGUCACAGACGUGGAGCUGGAGAUGAGAAAGAAGUCAUGGCAGGAGAGGAAAAACACGCAAGCUCAAGCCCAGUGAAGCCAUCAUAGUACUCACCUUUGACCAGCGUCCUCUCUAGGAGUACAGCAGUCGGCUUUACUCUUACUUUGCGUUAUCGGUGCUAAACACAGUAGAGGAACCUCAGUUUGCAUUUUUAUGUUCCAAAAGAUCAGACAAAAAUGGAAAUGUAUGAAAAAAACCCAAGCAAUUUUAAAUUUUUUCCAAAAAUAUGAACACAAAACACAUUUAAGUGUAGAUAAUAUUUCAGUGAAGGCUGGUAUAUGCUUCAGCUUUUUUCUAUUGAUAUAUAAUUUGGUAUUAAAUUGGUCCAGACGAU